Neoarius graeffei (lesser salmon catfish) is the source of this 3017-nucleotide messenger RNA. RefSeq names its product heparanase (gene hpse). Gene Ontology annotation, cellular component: membrane; extracellular matrix. The record is from RefSeq and is a predicted model, not a curated record. Bases 55 to 1761 code for a protein of 568 amino acids. NCBI's taxonomy places the organism in Eukaryota, Metazoa, Chordata, Actinopteri, Siluriformes, Ariidae. Gene Ontology annotation, molecular function: hydrolase activity, acting on glycosyl bonds. The transcript has 12 exons.
UGUGUGUGUGUGUGUAGGGUCGCAUCCCUGAAGAUAUACUGUAGUGUCCUUUAGAUGAUGAUCAUAAUAAUAAUAAUAAUAAUAAUGAUGAUGAUCGGAUAUCCGAGAUCUGGGAGCAGAUGCGCUGUUUAUGCGCAUUUCAGUACUUUUGCUGUUGUACAGUUCCUUUUUAACACGUGUCUCGUCUCGGCGGUGGUUUUAAAGUCGGUAAAUAUAGACCUGGAGCUUUCUCGUGUAGCCAGAAGAGUGGACGAAAGGUUUCUGUCUGUGACUAUAGAUGCAAGUCUGAUAGCGAAGGAGAAGUUCAUGUAUCUUCUGGGGUCUCCCAAACUGAGGAUCCUCACUAAAGCUUUGACGCCUGCAUUUUUGCGCUUUGGAGGGACUCAACAAGAUUUUAUGAAAUUUAAACCACAGAGUAAAUAUUACAUAACGAAAAGCUACAGUGGAGAUUCUCAUCCUCAUGCAGGACCUCUGUGUAGUAAAUUUGAGCUGCCACCAGUGCUGGAGGAAGAGCUGAAGCAAGGCUGGGCCAUACAGGCAUUGCUCUUACGCCAUGAGGAUGCACAGGGAAAAUGCAAGCAAGUGACAUUUUCUGAAUAUGCAGUGGAUCUGCUUUACUCAUUUGUGAACUGCUCAGGAUUGGAGUUGAUUUUUGGCUUAAAUGCGCUGCUACGAACUCCUGAGAAUGCCUGGGACAGUCAGAACGCUGAGCUGCUGCUGAACUACUGUGAGCGGCAGCAGUACAGGAUGUCCUGGGAGCUGGGCAAUGAACCCAACAGUUACGAGAAGAAGGCGGAGAUCAGGGUGAAUGGUUCCCAGCUGGGAGAAGAUUUCCUCCAUCUUCGUAAGAUCCUGCAGAAAUCAGAACUGUACAGUUCUUCAGAUCUGUACGGACCCGAUAUCGGUCAGCCACGAGACCACGGCAAAUACCUCCUCACUGGGUUUUUAGAGACUGGAGCUCAAGCCAUUGAUGCAUGUACCUGGCACCAUUAUUAUAUCAGUGGCAGAGAUGCAUCCUUGGAGGAGUUCCUUGAUCCCAAAGUGCUUGAUAUGCUGGCUGUUAAAGCAGACGAGGUCCUCAAGAUUGUUCAUUCACUGUCUCCUGGGAAGAAAGUGUGGCUUGGAGAGACGAGCUCAGCAUAUGGCGGGGGCGCAGUCAGUCUCUCAGACACUUUUGUUGCUGGUUUUAUGUGGUUGGACAAACUCGGACUUGCAGCUAAGCUGGGGUUGGACGUGGUCAUGCGACAGGUGUUAAUUGGCUCGGGGACAUACCAUCUUGUGGAUAAUAAUCUCGAUCCACUUCCGGAUUAUUGGCUGUCGCUUUUGUAUAAGAGACUUGUAGGACCUGAAGUACUGAAAAUACAAGUUCUGUCAAGUACAGGAAGGCAGAUGCAGAACUCUGUAAAGGCAGAACUGUUACGGGUGUAUCUCCAUUGCACUAACAAAAAAAGUUCUAGUUACAGAAAAGGUGCAGUCACUUUGUUUGCCCUAAACCUGAGCAAGAAGCAAGUGUUGAUCAAGCUACCGGCGCUCGUCUCCAACAGCACUGUCGAAGCGUUUGUGCUUCAGUCGGCUGAGCCAGGGAAAGAAGGGCUCCAAUCCAGAUCUGUCAGGCUGAAUGGUGAUGUGCUGAAGAUGGUGGAUGAGAGGACUCUUCCACCUCUUGAGGGAGCUGAACUUCCUCCUGGAGAACAUAUCAAACUUCCUGCACUGUCCUUUGCUUUCUACGUUCUGAAACAAGCUGCUGCUCCCGUGUGCUGAAGACAUCAGAGUGAUGAUUUUAUCCUGAAUGUUGUUCAAGGGAGAACUUUGACUCUGAACACUGAGCUCUAAACAUUUAUUUAUUAUAAGUGUUUACAUGUUACAUUUGAAUCAUUAGCUACUGCUUUCUUAGCUACCCUACGUACAGCACUUUGGUCAGUGAAAACUAUUUUAAAUGUGUUUUAUAAAUUAAAUUUACUUACUUACUUGCUGGCAGCUUCCAUAAGUCAGCACAGUGCAUAAAACCAAGUUGGUUGUGGUCAAGAGCUUCAGUUAAUGUUCACAUCCAACAUCAGAAUGGAGGAAAAAUGUGAUCUCAGUGACUUUGAUCAUGGCAUAGUUUUUGGUGUCAGAAGGACUGGUUUCUCCUCGGAUUUUCAUGCACAAUAAUCUCAAGUUUACUCAGACUGGUGCAAAAAAAAAAACAAGCCUGAGCAUGAGGGAGGUCAAAGGGGAAUGACUAGACUGUUGGACAGGAAGGGUACAGUAACGGGAACUCUGUAACUCUGCUGACCGGAAGGCUAUAGUGACUGAUAUAACCACUCUAUGCAAUUGUGAACAGAAAAGCAUUUCACAACACUUCAAACCUUGAAGCAGAUGGGCAACAACAGCAGAAGACCACAUCAGAGUCCUGUCAGCCAAGGACAAGAAUCUGAAGCAACAGUGGGCAAAGGCUGUACAAAACCGGACAGAUUGAAAAAAGACCAGGCAACGUUUUAACUUAAAGUUGAUGUCUUCGACUUGAAGAAAACAAUCUCUGCAUCAUUACAUCACCAGCAGCAGCAGCCUGAAGUGUUGAUAGAGGGCAGGUUGGGUCCAUGGAUUAAUUCUGUCAAUGCCAAAUUCUGACUCUUUUACAUUUCAUGGCAGAAUUCAAGGUUCAUAAGACCAGGAAACGGGUGAAUUUUACAGUCUUCAACUGUCUAUUUUCUGUGUGCUUCCAUUAUCAAAUAUGAGUCAAUCAUAUAUUUAUAUUUAUACAACAUACAGGCAUGCCUUUCAGCAACAGUUUACUGGGGAAGGGUUGGGAUGUGUCAAAGUUGCAUAUUCAAAUAAUUAUUUUUUGAAACUAGUAAAAGUGGGCGGCACGGUGGUGUAGUGGUUAGCGCUGUCGCCUCACAGCAAGAAGGUCCGGGUUUGAGCCCCGUGGCCGGCAAGGGCGUUUCUGUGCGGAGUUUGCAUGUUCUCCCCGUGUCCGCGUGGGUUUCCUCCGGGUGCUCCGGUUUCCCCCACAGUCCAAAGACAUGCAGGUUAGG